AUGAAGUCUCCCACAGUGGCCAUGGUGACUAUCGAUCGUUCUCCAGCUUCACUGCAACAGCCCGUUGGAGCAGCACCGCCGUCCUCUCGCCCCCCGGCCCCUCAGCCCCCUGAAAAGACGAAGACACCUUCCGACUCAGCGCUACCCGAUCCCAACCUCGUCAAUCCUCGUCUUCUCAUCAACGGAGCGUGCAUCUACGAGCGUCAUCUCCCUGGGGACGCAUACAUCACCGCGCGAGUGCAGCGCCUCCAGCACGGGUACUACUCCAGCCCCGCCGUCUCCAACCAAGACGCCGACCAUGUGGAUUUUCUCGGCGUGACCUUUGUCUUCCACUCGCCCAACACCUUGUCGCAUCGCUUCAAGGCUGCGAAAAUCCGCGCAUCCGUCCACGGGAGUCGGGACUCCCCAUCCGCCGAGGCAGCGGCUCGAGCCCGGAACAAUCCUCGAUUCUUGAUGCACGCGCCGCACCUCCUCUACGGCGCGGUGUCUCCGGAGACCAUGCAGUGGAACUACAGCCUCAGCGGGUCACUGGGGGUUGCCGACCUGCCCCUGAUCGCCAGUCUGUCGCCGAGCGGGGGCAUCAACGGCCGGUACAAGCGGUACGAGAUGAUGCGCAUCCAGGGGUCCGUCCGGUCGCGGAGGAGCCCCCGGGGUCGCGAGUACGACGUCGAAGCCGGCGAGAUCGUCUGGUCCCUGGAGGAGAAUACGCUGCAGCGAUCGGGUCUUCCGCGGGAGUUCACCUUCGCCAUGCUGAUCCAGAAACCGCGCGCGGAGAGCCGGGUGCACUUCACGCUGGAGAUCGAGCCGGUGCUGCAGAGCUGGGUUUGCAGUUAUCCAGGGUUAUUGUUGGGGUUGCCUCGCUACAAGCCCGUGCGACGACGGCCGGUGGACUUUCGAGUGCAGGUAGGCCAGCGGUUCGAGCCGGUCACUCCGAAACGGGGAUUCAAUUUUGCGGCUCUGGAGAGCUCGUUCGAUGACUAUGUCCAUAUGCCGGGACGGAAGUUUUCUACCGGGAUCUCCCCGGACGGUGGGCUAUUCCAAGACGACAAUGAGAUCCGACGAGACGUGACGCGCGAUUUGACGAUGAUCGAUCCGCUCGGGGGCGUGACCAAGAUCCCCGCUCCGGCCAAUGCUGCCUGGGAGCUGGCGAGAAGGACGACACUGGACCAGGCUGCUGUGCCUUCGAUGGCAGGCUUUGACCCGGGCUCAUUCACAAUGCGGCUGUUGUUAGACAACGACCAGAGCACGAAGCAUACACAGGUGGCGUCCGAACUGACCACAAUUCAGGAGACAAAAAUGGAGGAGCGUAAGAGCAUGCGACAAACUCGUCGGAGCAGUCGAGGCCAGAGCGACUGUAGUCAAGGCCAGAGUGGCUAA
Molecule: messenger RNA, 1377 nt
Organism: Aspergillus aculeatinus CBS 121060
Lineage: Eukaryota; Fungi; Ascomycota; Eurotiomycetes; Eurotiales; Aspergillaceae
Exons: 2
Coding region: 1-1377 (458 amino acids)
Source: RefSeq, a predicted model, not a curated record